This is a messenger RNA of Prosopis cineraria, 1606 nucleotides long. RefSeq lists its product as uncharacterized. The record is from RefSeq and is a predicted model, not a curated record. Lineage: Eukaryota; Viridiplantae; Streptophyta; Magnoliopsida; Fabales; Fabaceae. Gene Ontology annotation, cellular component: endomembrane system. The transcript is spliced from 11 exons. Bases 128 to 1249 code for a protein of 373 amino acids.
AACGUCGUCUACCUUUAAUUCUAAACGACGCCUCUCAGUAUCUUGAGGCAACUUGGGAAGUCCGACUCCCUUCCUGCUUCAUCGUUGAACCGCGAGAUCGAGUAGCGUCUCUUUCUUUCUUGGAGCGAUGGAGUUUCGUGUUUACAGCGUUUUGAGCUUGUUUGUGAUCUUUUUUCUCAUCUCUCCUCGAGCUAGGAGUGAGGAUUCGGGUUCGGUUUUCUUCAUUGAUGGCACUGACCAUCAAUUCCUUCGCACGAGAUCGUCCGACCAUGAAGUUGAGAAUCCAUCAUUGUUGCUUCAGGAAGUUGGUGCCGCUGUAUCUAUUUUACUUGGUUUUGCACCUUCUUCCAGCCUUUCAGCUGCUGGUUCAUCCAAGUUGGAUGCGAUCCUUGUUCCCAAUCCAUUCAAUAGGCCCCGUGCCGUGCUUUUGCUGGAAGUGAAUGGAAUUAUCGACCAUAAACAAAUUUCCCAAUAUAACAAUAUGUUCAGCAAUGCAUUUAGAAGCACAAACAUUCUUGGUUCAGACAAAGUUGAGAUUCAUUUUCCAGAUGAAGAUGAUGUUUCUUUGGUUCUCUUGGAUGAACUGUCAGAAGAUUGCACUGAAAAAGAAAUUAGUGCUUAUGCAUCUAUGAUGGGUGGAUCAUACGCUCCUGAUGCCCAAGAGCCAUUAAAUGGAGUCUUGACCAUCCCUUUGGCAAAUGGUGCAAUGAUGAAAUUGCAUAUGUCGAAGAAAUCAGAAAGGGAGUAUAUAAUGGCCAUUCUAUCUCUGGUUCGCAAUGUUGAAAGGGCAAUCCAAAUGCAUGACGACUUAUCACAGAGUCCAUGGAAUCCGGCAGAGUUGUUGAUGGGAUGCUUCAGUGGUAUUAAGGCCUUGCAAGAGCAAAAUGGAGCUGAAAGUAUUUUUCAGGAUGGGGUGGAGCUGUUACUUGCUACUUUAACCAAGAUACUUGGUUCACUGCAGGAAGCUUACAAAGGUCAAAUUGUGGGAGUUAUCUACUCUCAUUCAAGGACUACUCAGGAGCUAGGUAAGACACUUGAUGUUGUGUUUACCUCUCACCAUGCUGCUCGAUUGUUGGUGGAAGAUAAAGCAUUGAAUGCAUCACUUGCGGAAGUGGUGCUGGUCAGGCGAACCCUCGCAUGGGUAACGGGAUUGAUUUUGCUGCUCUCAACUCUGAUAGGGAUAUACUACCUUUUGAACAUGCCACUCACAAGGGACACCCUCCUCUAUUCUAAUGUCAAGCUUGACUAAGCAAGGAAAGCUUCAUGACAAAUAUUUUCACCCAAAAAGAGUGGAGGACUAGGUUACCGUUGAACGUAGUUAUGGAGGCUUUUUCUAGAUGCCUCCUAGCCAUCUGCGUCCCUGAUUACAUUAUUGUCUUUCGAGCAAUAGCAUGUUGUAUUUAGGUAUCGGUAACUAGUUGAAUCAGAAUUUGGCUCUAUCGAGAAGUUCAUUACUAGAUCGAAAGACAUUGCAUUGUGAAGCUUGCUUAUUCAGUUUGAUAGAUUUGUGGUCAUCGCGUACAUUAAAGUAAUAUAAUUUUUGUUUAUUAUUAUUGUUCAGUUGUUAAGUAAUAAAAUUUCACGGAUCCUGCAUCCUAUGGCUUCA